Zeugodacus cucurbitae (melon fly) is the source of this 1201-nucleotide messenger RNA. RefSeq names its product DNA polymerase subunit gamma-2, mitochondrial (gene DNApol-gamma35). The record is from RefSeq and is a predicted model, not a curated record. NCBI's taxonomy places the organism in Eukaryota, Metazoa, Arthropoda, Insecta, Diptera, Tephritidae. The transcript has 3 exons. The coding region runs from base 1 to 1140 and encodes 379 amino acids. Gene Ontology annotation, biological process: mitochondrial DNA replication. Gene Ontology annotation, cellular component: cytoplasm; mitochondrion.
AUGAAACAGUUAAAUAAAGUUAUUGAGGCUUUACAUACUUCUCGCUAUUUAAGUGCCUCUAUUGAUGUUAAUGGAUCCAUAAACAAUUGCACGUUGCUAUUAAAUGGAAUCAAAUAUAGUGAACAACUUUUAAAGCAUUGGCGUAGACAACAUUCAUUAGAUAAGGAAGUACCCAACAAUUUCGUGGAUGUCGAUGGAGUUGAUACCUCAUUUGACAUUAUAAAUAGACACAAUUUUAUAUUUUCGAAACAAUUUAUUGAUGGCGUUAAGCAUUUAUGUAGUAAAUUUCCAACUCAGCCAUAUCCGGCAAUUUUAAAAACGGUGCAAAAUGUACAUGUACAUUCAAAUCAGGGAGCUGCAAAUGAUUUUAGUGUUUCUACCACCAAAAACCGUACAUACUUGAUCACAGAUUACCUAACUCAUCCGGCCAAAGGUUUUAGCGAUUUCUUUAAUUCUCAACGUGAAUGCAAAAUCUGGUGGAUGCGAUUUAGUACAGAUCCUAGCAAAUACUAUUUAGAUCCAUAUAAAUUUAAUAACAUUUCGGAAUCUACAUUUCCUCCUGGCACCCAAUCGAUUACAAUUAAAUCAAAAUUACCAUAUGUAACCCUGGAUGUCGAGUCAUUAACAUUUGUUCCUCUAUUGAAACAUCAUCUGGACGAAAGCUUAAUUGAUCUUUUUUCGAAUAAUAAGAAUUGUCAAGAUAAAAUACCCGCAGUUAUACGUUCAGUUAUAGAUCUGCAGGCAGCAACAAGUGCCGUUCUGAUUGAUAGCGUGGAUAACGAGCGUGAAUCCUCCUUGUUACUUAAUAGAAAAUUAGCGCCUUAUCAAUGUGUCGUAGCUUGCUAUCAUCAAGGCAAAAAAUCGAAAGACUUGGAAGAUCUGUGUUUACACAUAAAUUACGUGCUAUCUCGGUCCGGUUUACGUUUAAUGAAAGAAAAUACGAUUUUUACGGAAUCUUUGGACAAAUUAGAUGAGCAACUCUAUAAAUAUGACAGUCUUGGAAUACCAUAUGCACUGAUCAUCAACGAAAAUACGCUUCAGAAUGGUUUACUAAAGCUACGUAGUCGUGAUACCACGCUAGAGGAAACGAUACAUAUUAGCGAUUUGCCAGACUAUUUAUUACAAAUAUUUUCAAAUUAAAUUAAUAAUAAAACAAGUUACAAAUAUAUACCAAAUAAAUAAAUAAAAUUAAUUGAAAUCA